AUGUUCAAGAGAUCUUUGAUAUUUUUGGUAAUAUCCAUAUUUAGUAUAGCCCUAGUUGUAUACAAGAGAGUAAAGCAUGAAAGCGUGAACGGGGAGUACUAUAAUGUGGGAGGAAAUAUCGGUGGCGCAGGAGGCAGGUCUCCAUGGGGGGGAGCGCAUGAGUGUAGCUUGAGUGGAGAAAUUUGCACCAUGGAUUACAGCGAUAUUGGUACCGAACAAGAUGAAUACAAAAUUGUACAUUACAAGGGCACACGAAUUAACAAAGUAAAGAAAGGAUUCAAGCAAAUUUUCCAACCCUUCUUCAAAGAAAUGAAAUGUAAAAAGAAUAGCAAGCAUAUCAUUUCUUUAUUUUUAGAGUUCUUUGAAAAUUCGAAAGUUUUUUUAACAGUCUUCUUGCGCUCAAGUUAUCAUAUGCUUUAUGCCUACGGAAUACUGUUAAUAUCUUUCCUUAAAAUUCUCUUCCUAUGGUAUAUAAUUCUAGAGCCAUAUAUGCAGUGGCUCCUUCUGAAACUAAAAAUAAUGUAUGUAAAUUUGGACCAAAAAACGAAGAAGUACGUUGUGACCAUGCUGUGCACUUUUUUAAGUGUUCUUUAUUUGAUUCAUUCUGGAGUUAUAAAAUAUAUUUUAAAUAAGAUUUCCAAGUUUUACAUAUAUUUGCUUAGGAAAGUGUUCAGAAUUAAUAAAUUUUUGUUCAAUAUAUUACCAUAUUUGUUAAGCUCCCUAUUGUACGUCACUUUGGUAAAGACCCUACCGAUGUCGUUCAUUUCGUUCUUUAUCUAUUCGAUCUUUUUUCCCCUGCCUUCCAUCUACUCUGUUAUUAUUAUUUUGAAAUAUGUAUACCCGUCCAAAAUUAGCGAGUACCUUGCUGACAGCGUUACAGAGAAGUUGAAUUCUUCCAAGUAUGUUAAUGCUAUGAGUCAGUAUGUCAUCCUGAGGGAUGGCGAAUUGGUGGAAGAAGACCAAGUAGAGAAGGCAGGCGAAGGUGGAGAAACGAAUGAAGUUGAAAAGGCGAAUGGAGGAGAAAAAGCGAUUGAGGCAGAAAAGGCCAAUGGAGAAGAAAAAGUGAUCGAGGAAGAAAAGGCCAAUGGAGAAGAAAAAGUGAAUGGUGUUGAAAAAGCGGAUGAAGUGGAAAAAGAAAAUGAUCACACAGAAACUGAGCUGAAAACAGAUGAGCUUAAGGAUAACCAUCCCAGCGGCUCAAAGAAGAAAAAAUUCUCUCUCAUCAGCCUAGAAAAUUUUGUCUUUAAAUCCAGAAAGAAGGACCGAAGCGGAAAAGUGACCGAAAACGAGAAUCAGGAUGAGGGGGAAAUGGCAGACCCCCCCGCAAGCAAACGAAAACAAAGCAGCAUUUGUGAAUCUGUAGGAGAACCCAAAGGGGAGGGAGAGAACAGGGACUCACACUACGAUGUACCCAUUUUGCUAGAAUAUUGGCUCUUUAUAAACAUUUUAAAAUUUUUAAAUUUUUUUUUCUUUUUCCGCAAUUAUAGCAAAACCUCGUUCAUGUUUGAAUAUUUUACCUUGUUCGUAAUAUGCCUGAACGUUAGCGAAAAGUUGCACGAAUUUGUCUUCCUAAAAGAUUACAAAUCGUCUAUCCUGGUUCGCAUUUUGAAGAGUGUGUUAGUGAGCACAGUCGAUUUUGUCUUGUACACCUUAUUCAACGUCAGACUGGAAAACGAAGGAAAGAAAGGGAAUAAAAGCGUAGAACAAGAUAUGCAAAAUAACGAGAGAAGCAAUUUACUAAUUAAUCUAUCAAAAAUAGUAAAGGAUAAAUUGAAGUUAAACGAAACAGUUAAAUUCAGCCUUACGUGUCUCAAGUCAGUUAUUAUGGAAAAUGUGGUUGAAAGUGUUCAGGUGCCAUUUUAUAUAAAAAUUUUCAUUAACCUUUUACUAUACAUGCCGCAGCUUAUCCUUUUAAUUUUCCCGUCCUUUAUCCUUAAAAUAUAUUUUGCUUAUUUCUUUUUUAUUUUCCCAAUAUUUGGAUCUCUCAAAUGUUUAGAAGAAAAAAAUUCAAUACAUAACAAGAUUUACUUCAUAUGUUAUUUUUUCUUUUACAACAUUGCCUCGGCCACUGUAAACCAUGCCUUUUUCAAGUGUUUGCCUUUUUACAAUUUAUACAAAAUUAUAAUUACGAUAUCUGUCCAAACAAUUCUUAAAUAUAUUUUUAAUGUCAUUCAGGUCAAGAGUUAA
Plasmodium knowlesi strain H is the source of this 2187-nucleotide messenger RNA. RefSeq names its product conserved Plasmodium protein, unknown function. Lineage: Eukaryota; Apicomplexa; Aconoidasida; Haemosporida; Plasmodiidae. The record is from RefSeq and is a predicted model, not a curated record. The transcript has a single exon. The coding region runs from base 1 to 2187 and encodes 728 amino acids.